AUGUCGUUACGACCUGGGACUGGCAUAAAACGGUGGUCAAUCUGCGAUCUACCUAUACUUCCUUUUUUAGCGCCUCGAGUCUUUCAACCAUGGCCGGCCAGAGGCAGAAGUCGAAACUACACGACAUCAGAAACCGUAUCGCAUCAAGGGCGGCUUGAGCCUGAGCAUUCCCAGUCAAGGACCGAGGAGCUAGGUCAUGGAAACAGACCGAGAAGAGCUGGGCGAGAGGAAGCCUUCGCUAAAAACGACAGUCCUAUCUUCGCUCCCAUACUGCCACCGUCUAAACCUCGACGACCGUCCGCCGUAGGACCGGCACGGUACAGGUCAAACCUACAUGAGAAACUCGUUCGAAAGAACAAGCCAAGACCACGAUUCCCUCAAUAUAACUUCCCAUUAACUCCGAAAAGAACCGGCAGAAGCAUCGAUGUGUCGCUUUUUUUCAGAUUCAGCAACAGUCAACGUACAUUAGCCGCUCAAAAAGACCUAAUCCGCAGGAGCGGUCGUCGAUAUGUUGCUAAGUCCCUCCCGAAGGGCUUCAAAGGGAUAGAUCAGGAGAUAUCAUGUAUGAGAUUUGAUAGGAGCCUGGACAAUCUGCUCACGUCAAAUUUCGAUACUGAACCCCACCAAGAAGAGCUUGCGACUUUGCUGGAUUUACUGAAAACGUCUUCUACAUCAGUCGGAUUGUUAGCUCGAUGGAAAAAGCUUGAUAUAUACGACCGAGAGCAAAUCUGGCCCACGCUCCUGAUAAAGGUGGCAAGGGACUCUCCGCAUCAACUGAUGAAACUUUUGAGCGGCACUUGGGUCGCACCCCAUCCUCCCGUCGCUUUAAUGACGGACGCUGUGGACUUUGUUGUUUUUCAUCAUCUUAGUGGCUUGCGAGCAUCGGAGCAGAGCCAAAUGUCGGCUCUCGUUUUGUACAGAGCGAUCAAAGGGUUACUUCUGCAGGGCCCAUUCGCUUACGUUCAGCUAUCGCAGUAUUCCAUAUUUUUGUUAAUACAAAAUUUGGCGGAACCUGGUUAUAUUGCGGACGUUUACCACUUUCUAAAUCAGAUAGGCAACCCCCUGACGGUUGAUACGUUGUCCCACUUUGUCGCAAAACUGGCAAUAAACGACGAUCAUGGAAACCUCGCCUAUGAUAUAUUCAGGCGUAUCGGAGACAUGCAGCCCAACUUCAACGAUCACUCCCUUCAGAGCCUUUGUACUACAGUAUUAAUGCAUUCCCACCAAGAGAUGGAGUAUAGUCAUUCCGAGAAGUUUGAGUACAUGUUGAAGUGUGGCUUGACACCCAACAUCAUCACUUACAAUACCUUGCUCUUGAAACUCUUGAAGUCAGGAGACACGGCCGCGAGUUGGGAGAUAUUCAGAUUGAUGAAAGAAAACGGGCCUGAGCCAGAUGCUUAUACUAUGUCUACUCUUUUGAACGACGCAAAACUACGCAGGGACACAGCUUGUGUAUCCGAAAUUCUUGGCUUUGCACAGCAGAAAGGCGUUGAGUCUGCAAUUAUGACCACGGACAUCUUACACCUGACGUCUUUGGUAGUACACGAAAAGAAUUCCCGGGAGAAACGACGCGCCGCUGAAACAAACGAAGAGCCUCGGGGCUUGCAAACGCCUUUCGAGGUGAUGUUGCCAUACUACUGCAAGUACUUCUAUUUCAAGCCUCUGGCCCAUCUAUUACCCGGUCUCUCUGAGAGAUAUCCUGAAUUUGUUGAUGAGGCUCCACUCACACCCGAGAAUAUCCGGUCCGCCGAUAACAUCGAUGAGAAACGUCUUCUUAAAGUCGACCCAGAUAACGCGGUUCUUGUGGUUAUGAUCAGUACUCUACUAAGAGACUACGACGACGCAGACACCGCGAAAUGGUUUUACGAGCAUCUCAAAAAUCUGAUGAAGUCCCAGGAUCCCCUAGUUAUGCAGCUUACAAGAGCAAGUAGUGGCAGCUAUGCUCUACAUUUAUACAACACCAUCAUCAUGGCUCUGGGACGGCACGCGUCUAACAUACCACUUUGUCUUCAAAUCCUUGGUGAAAUGAGUCCACCUAAAGCAGAGCCUACCAAUGGUACGGGUAACAGCCUGGUUGGGAAGUCUCUCAGAGAUAAUGAAUCGCUUGUACCAAGACCGACUUCGGCAACUUGGGGCAUCCUUACGAACAUUUUCAUGGAUCAUCGUCAGCCACGUGCCGCAGAAAAAGUCAUCAGCAUGAUGCGGGAGCGAGGGAUUCAACCAACGACAAUGAACUGGGGAGUCUUGCUUAAAGGGUAUUCCCGCUUGCAAGAUGCUGAAGCCGUUGUGGGUGCAAUCCAGCGAACGGAACGGGCAGGAUUCUCAUUUGAGAAGGUCACACAGAGGGUGUUCAGACAAGUUGCCGAUAGACGUGCCCUUAUGGAGGGCAUUAGGAGGUACCAGCUUAUGAAGAUGAAGGAACAAGUCGAAACACCGCGGGUAGUCGCACCGCUGCAAGUGAGAAAGGAGCAUGCAUCCACAUCCAUUGAGGAGAUAGAUGUUGGAAAAUGUGGCAUUGGGGAUAUGGAGGUUCGAGAAGUGUUGUCUGAUGAAGAAAUUCUCUCUCAAUCAAACAAUCGACGCGCUAAUCGCGACAAGAAACGUUGGCCGGGCGAGUCUGAGGGAAACGAAGACGCUCAGUCACAUGCCGGCCGCACUCGUCGUCGCCAUCGAAAUCGGGGUGUAAGACAGACGGAGGCGCUCGAUCAUGAUAAACUAUUGAGCUAUCUGGCCGAAGAAAUAUCUUAA
Glarea lozoyensis ATCC 20868 is the source of this 2748-nucleotide messenger RNA. RefSeq lists its product as uncharacterized. Bases 1 to 2748 code for a protein of 915 amino acids. The transcript is spliced from 2 exons. Gene Ontology annotation, molecular function: protein binding. The record is from RefSeq and is a predicted model, not a curated record. Lineage: Eukaryota; Fungi; Ascomycota; Leotiomycetes; Helotiales; Helotiaceae.